AUGAAUGGUGAAUAUAGUCCUUGUAAGCAGCAUAUGUUAAAUGAUGGGAAUAGUAUACCUGUCGUAGCACUAGGAACUUCGAGAAUCCUACUAAGUGAAACUGUUGAUGUGAUUACUACUGCUGCUGAUAUCGGUUAUCGCCAUUUUGAUACUGCGGAGUUCUACAGUAAUAUUACCCAAACAGGCGAAGGAAUACGAAAGGUUUUACUUUCAGGGAAAGUAAAAAGGAAAGAUCUUUUUAUAACAGCGAAGGUAAACAUAUUACCAGAAAUGGAAGGUGCAGUUAAAAUUGGUCUGACACGAUCUAUAGGGUUGUCUAACUUUAAUCAACAACAAGUAGAGAGCAUAAUACAAAAAUGUACAAUACCUCCUGCUGUUCUACAGACAGAAUGUCAUGCACAUUUACAAAUAACAGAUCUUGUACAAUUUUGCCAGGAUAAGGAAAUAUUUGUUAUAGCCUUCGCACCACUGGGAUCUCCGGGUCUUUCUACGCUCAAAUCUAAAUUUGGAUCGAACUUCAAGCAUUUGACAAAUGUAGAAAACAGUAACCAGCCGUGUGAUAUAUACCAUGAAAGUAUUGUGCGUGAUUUAGCAAAACAGCACGAGAGAACACCUGCGCAGAUUCUAUUACGGCAUCACAUCCAGCGUGGUCUUGGAGUUCUCCCAAAAAGCUCUAAUCCUGAAAGAUUAAAGGAAAAUAUAAAUAUCUUCGAUUUUAAUCUAACAAAAUGUGAUAUGGAGUCAAUGGAGAUGUUGGAAAAAGGUCGACGCAUAUUUUCCUUUGGUUUGUGA
Molecule: messenger RNA, 792 nt
Organism: Mytilus californianus (California mussel)
Lineage: Eukaryota; Metazoa; Mollusca; Bivalvia; Mytilida; Mytilidae
Exons: 7
Coding region: 1-792 (263 amino acids)
Molecular function (GO): oxidoreductase activity
Source: RefSeq, a predicted model, not a curated record